Molecule: messenger RNA, 2066 nt
Organism: [Torrubiella] hemipterigena
Lineage: Eukaryota; Fungi; Ascomycota; Sordariomycetes; Hypocreales; Clavicipitaceae
Source: the annotation of a GenBank genome assembly
CAACUGGGCAAAUGCUUCAGACCACCGCCUUGCCACACUUGCAAUCAGAAAGUCCCCUGCCGCUGUCAACGAUUCCGACCCUUCCUUUGCUGGACCCAUGCUGAUGAACCCUGGUGGUCCCCCGUCACCAGCGGCAGUUAUGGCAUUCCUUGGUAAAUCCUACGCCAAAUUUAUCGACAAGCCAGGGAAACAACACUACGAGUGGACUGGGGUUGACCCUAGAGGCAUUGGAAACACUCUACCAAGAGCUCACUGCGCACCGGGAGAUUCAAUGACAUACGCUGCUCGUAAUUACGUCCUGGGAAAGCUGGGCCCAAUUCGCGCGGAUAAAACUACACUGAUACACAUGCUUGCAGAAGAAAGAACUCACGUUAAGAGACGUGAAGAUACCGAAAAGUCUUUGGGCGAAGUCUUUCCGUUUGUCGGAACAGCCAGCACAGCGCGUGACCUGGUUGCCGUGAUUGAUAAAAUUGCAGAGUCACGCGGUUGGAAGCCUCCUGCCGAGCCAAAAGGUCCCGUUGGAUCUCCUGAAAAAGGGCCUGGCAUGCCGCGUCUGAACUACAUGGGCUUCUCUUACGGCACCCUUCUUGGAAGCUAUUUUGCAUCCAUGUUCCCCGGGCGCGUUGGCAGGCUGAGGCUAGAUGGUGUUAUGGACAUCAAGCACCAAAGCACUGGUGUCCAUAUAUCAGGUUUGGUCGACUUGGAUAAAAUACUGGUCAAGUUUUUCAAGGGAUGCCACACCGCCGGCGCUGAGAAGUGCAGCCUGGCGCGCAAAGCAGACGAUUCGUAUAAGGAUACGGAAGCCCGCUUCUGGGACAUGAUAAAGAAGCUUGAGAACGAGCCCCAAGCUACCUGGGCGCCUCGACUUAAACAAUGGGUAACCAUGACUGUGGAAGAUUUGAUGAUCUAUGUCUGGGCUCGGGCGUAUGGGGCCUAUACAGAUGGCCCUUGGCUCGCCGACGUGCUCGAUCACGUUAUAAAGGGGAAUUUCACACGGUCAACAUUUAUGCACCAGUUCCGGCAGCUCAAAAAUAGUUGCGGGACUUCUCCAUGGCCUGUCUUGGCCCUCGACGGUAUGACUGCCAUUUCAGCGGCUGAUGCGUAUGAACUUGGCAAUGUGACCAUUUCCUGGCUUCAAGAGCAAGUUCGCUACGGUGAACAAGUCUCCAAAAUUUCAUCGCAGGCUCCCAUAACGCUCAGGAAUGCGGCCUGGCCUUACAGAGACAGGAUGGGCUUCCGAGGGCCGUUUACAACACCCAGGUUCUCUCAAGAGCUAACACCAGGUGUCCCUGCCGCGCCCAUCCUGUUUCUCUCUAAUCGACUCGACCCGGUUACUCCUCUCGCCAGCGCGCGCAAGAUACAAGCAAUGCACCCGGAAUCCAAGCUCAUUAUUCAGGAGAUAGAGGGGCACUGUGCAUUCAAAGCCACGAAGUCGAGCCCCUGUGUCAAUAAGCUUGUGCAAGAGUAUUUUGAUUCCGGAAAGGUGCCUGAUUUAAACCAGAUCACGUUUAGCAGUUUAUACAAGACGAUGACACUUUCAUAAAGAGCGAGUAUAGAUAUUGCAAAGGGUCCGCCAUUGAUAAGCUGGCAAGUUUUGUAUAUUAGCUCAAGGGUACAAUAUCUAGUCAUAUUUGCGCCCCAUACUAUAUUCUAUUUUAUUAAAGUUUAAUAUCGAGGUGUAAUAGAAGCUCGCUCGCGUAGCUAGACAGGUGAUGGUUCUCUACGGGGAACAUUUUUAAAGAAUAGGGUAGGCAAGCUGCGCCGAUUCACUGCCUGAUUGUGUCUGCGGAUUUUGAUUUAUUGGAUUCAGUUAAACAAAAGAAAAAAAGAAGAAAAGAAGAAAAGAAAAAGAAAAAGCCGGACCUGGAUGGUCUAAGCACAUUUUCUUUUUAAAUAAAUUUUACGUCUCAACCUAGACCGUAACGUACGAGUAGCUUGGGGCUAUAAUGUGCUGUAUCUUGGCCACAAGAAUAGAGAUGAUAAGAACGCGACUCACACUGGGAAUAACAUUCUUAUAAAAAAUAGAUAUUCCCCAUGGCAGCUUUAUUCAACGGACCCUCGUUAAC